AUGCCUCCCGAAAUUGCGGGGGACUCUGCAUUAACGGAAGGUCAAUUCAAGAACCCUGGGGUAAGCGAGGACGCCAGUUCCUCGGAGGGCGCACUCGCGUGGAUUAAAGAACCUGUUUGGUCGGAAAAAGACGCCCAGAGUGCUCGCACGAUGUUGACACCACUUCGUGAAACUCUUAUUCGUUGUCUGUUGGCCUGGCUGGUCCGCUUGCACGAGUCCCUUGGAGAACCCGCUUCACACAGUGCUACUUCUUCCGUCCACGAUAGCUCAGCAACAGUACAUGGUCUCUAUUCGUCGUACUCUACGUGCCUUUAUCGAUUGCAUGCAUGCGUCGUGCUUCUCGCUUUCUUAGAUCUUGAUUUGAUAUCUAGUGCUGAUGGGAUUCUAGAGCUCGUUCGAGUUCAUCUGGCGCCGCUUUGCAUAUCUCAAUAUUUCACUGCGGAGCGGAUGAAAACACAGGAUGCUAAGUUUGAACGAUUGACAAUUGCUGAUUUGUUACUCACAGCAAAUAAUUCCUGGGUGUGGUGGGAAUUGCAUUACCGUUUAGGUCCUUUCUUGCCUCCUGAUCUAGCGCGCCAGACUCAACAUCAAUGCUGGGAGAUUCAGUGGAGUUUCCAGCGGCAGAUUUUGUCAGUGGUUCCCCAAGGUAAAUCAGACGGGAUGGAACCGACUGCUCGUUUUCUGCGCAUCGUCAGUUUUUUUGUGGCGCAAACCCCUCUACUUUGUUAUCUUCCGACUCCGAGACUCCGAAGCGAAGGCGACAUUUCUUCUUUAUCGUCCUCAGAUACUUUGCAUUAUUUGGCGUCCGAUUCUCAGUUUGCUCAGAGUUUCCUACAACAUUUAGUAUCUAUCGCUGAGGAAGCUGUUCGGGUAGCUUGUGAAGGAUGGGGCUGGUCGCUGGCAUUGAGCACGUCUUCGGCGCCGAACAGUCUUGAUAACACCUUUGAUGCACCAAAUGGGCGGUGUUUUAAUCAGAUUGAGAACCUUAAAAUCCCCAAUCAGCAUCUUGAUCAUGAGUCUUUUAAAUUAUUGCUGUCCAUAGUUCAUCAUCUGGUUCUGCAAUGGGCUGUAUUUUCAGCGUCCCCUAUAUCAUCAGAAGCCAUCAACGAUCAUAGUGAGGGCCAUCACUUUGGUGCUUUCGGGAACAUGAAUUCUACCAUAUCCAGACUCGCCAGAACGAUCUCCAAAUUUCUUGAUUUCGUCUCCCCCUCGCUGGCUGUUCAUGUACGUAUCGCGAACGGCGACGAUGAGAAGAUUUGGAUUCAAAUAGCAGAUCUGGUAAUGUGGAUGGCACGCUGCCGGUGUCGCCACAGCAACGAGUGCCUUUCUAGAUAUUUCAACGAGCAUGAGCUUUGUUCCAAAGGUGUGUUCCUUCCGCCGGAAACGUUAUUACGACUGAAGCGGAUUUUGCUUUCCGCCUCCAUUCGAUAUCUCUUUUUAGCAGAUUCAUGCUAUACAAGGGUGAAUGGUAAAGGUGACGUCGUCGCCAUUGAGAUGAAAUGUAGGAAAGCUACCGAGGGCGAAACCUACUGUAUACCCUCACAUAUUUUUCUGACAGCAUUUAUUCGUGUGUGGCAGGAAUGGAUUGCUCGGCUGCAGCAUUCUCCGACACUUCAUCAAGGCUUUAUAAAGGAGCUGGAAAGAGAUUUAGGGCUCCACUGGAAUCUUGCGGCCAAGCCCAUCAAAGGUUCUGAUCGAAGACACUCAAAUGGUGAUGAUCCCUCGUUGUUGAACGAGAAGCAACUGAACACACACUCGACUAGCUUUUCAUCAUCGAUUAAGCCAGUCAGAAGGGAAAGCGGGCCUGCCUCCGGCUCACCUUCUCCCUUGUCACCGAUUAGUUCUCCUGGGUGUCGAUAUUUUACGGAUAACACCCUAUUAGGAGCCUUGUUACUGCGUUCUUGGUCUCGCUGCAUGAGGCGGGGGUGUUGCGAUCACUCCUCGAUUUCCCUUUUGUUGGAUAUGACAACGCUAAUGAAGCUACAAGCAGAAAAGCCAUCCUUUGAAGGUCUGCGUGAAUUUAAGGGUCGCCUUUGUAAUUUUGCUGACAGGGAAACUUCUGUCCUGAUAUCGACUUCCGCAUCCGGCAAAAAAUUAUGCAGUGUAUCAUCUUUUCCUUUUGAGCCGAUUCCUGCCACCGUUUUCCUCGGCUUAUUCCAUCAGUCUGCUAGAUAUCUUCAUCAUCUUCAUGGUAAAAAAUUGACUGCUAAAAAGUUCAACGAUCCUUUCAGUGCCUCCAAGUCACCUCAAACAAACCUGUUUAAGUGGUAUCAGACUCUUUGCACCCCCGCUAUGAUUACCUUUUGCGCCAAAUGGAGUAGCCUUGUCGAUUCAUUAUGCGCGGUUGUUGAUCUUCCGCAGGAGAUUCCUUCUGUUCCCAUGUUUACUGCUCCGCUCACUGAGCCUUGUGCCCUUGAAAAUGAUUCAAAAAGGCAUAGUUGUCGUAGAAUUCAAUAUGUGAAUAUCUAUCCACACAACUCCCUCCCUUUAUGGGAUGACGCACUCGUUCAUCCUUUUCUCUCCUGGCUUCGUGCUUCUUUACAUGCUCCAGAUACCGAAGCUGAUAUGUUUAAUCAGCUGUUGGGUAUUCAGUUCCAAGAGGUAAGCCGAAGCGCUGGAGUAUCGCACGAAUAUUUAGAAAUGAUGGCAGAUGCCGCAUUUAUUUCAUCCAUUCCCACUCCAUUCUGUGAAAAGUUUCGUUAUGGGGGUUCUUUCAUUCCAUGCAUUUUUAGUGUUCAUGGGGUGCCGGCAAGUGCCGCCAAAGAAAGGACUUGCACGUCUUCAUCACUUUCUUGUCUGCAGGUGGCGAGCUUUUUUAUUUGGCAACAAACUCGGAAGGUGUUGUGUCCCGAGGUGGGAGAUGUAUUCGAGCAACAGCCCAGUGUGCAGCUCUUUUUUGCACCUCAGGAGCAGCAACGCCAACCAAAUGCAAUAACGGAAACACUAAAGACGUGUCAAGUGACAGAGUGGGGAAGGACACCGUGUGCUAGCUCCUGUUUCAACUAUUCACGGGUAGAGUACGGUCUACACUACCUCGUUUUUAUUUUGUCUGAGGCCUUCUCGCGUGCAACAAAGGCUUACCCAAUGCUUUCGAGUCGCGACGCAUCCGCUGCUGCCGCUGCUUUCGAUUUUGUAAAUGCACCGAAGCAAAAUUCAGCUGGAAAUCGGAGGAGAAAUCGCUUGCGUGCGCCUUCCAGUCUCCAACGGCCUGAUAACGAAGGAUCAGCUUCAAUGCGAUCCCCAAAACUGCUGUUAGCUAGAGCUUGCCCUUCGCUUCGCACUUCUAUUCGGGAAGACGUGAUCACCGCAACGGCCUGUAUUGAUCAGGACAACGAAGUUGUUUCGUCUAACGUGUGUCUGUUUGUUUCUUCCUACAGUGAUUGGUGCUUAAAGGCUCUGUGGAGAUGUCUAUGUGCAGUAGGGCGGCGCUUUCAGUAUGCUGUGGAGGAGGACUGGAUGAACAUCAUGAACUUGCUUUAUAAAUGCGGCGACAAUGUAAUAGAGUCUACAUCGCAGUACGAAAAAUACAGCGCUCGUUACAACAAUAUCAGCAGUUAUCAUGCAUAUAUUCGAGAGAAGCUGCUGGACGAGUCAAGCGGGAGCAGUGCAUUUACGGAGAAAGAUGGCAAUGAUGAUGAUGGUGCUUUGGAGCGAUGGCAUGCUGUGCGAUCACAGGUGUGUGCCCUUGAGCCUUGGAUACAAUUCAUGAAGCGGGAGGGUUUUUUCACCUUCACGUCAACCACAUCACCUUCUUCUAAUCGUGAUGGUACAUGUGAUUUGAGAAUGCAAGGCGAUGCAAGAGAUCGAUAUAAAACCAAGACCCAAGGAACCGCUUGUAUGCACGUCCUAACCUCUUCUCAGGCACGUCUACUUUUACGUGGGCUCUUCCAAUUUCCGGAGGCAACAUUCCUCACCUUUCCACUCGACCUUUUGCGCGCGCUGUGGGAUUCGGCGGCGUCACCAGCACAGGAGUCUAACCUUGCUCAUUCUGAGCACAAAUCUCUCACAUCCCCGGAUGAUCUUGACGAGCUCACGGUGUGGCUCCUCUGGAUAGGUCUCGCCCAAUGCUCACACAACCUUGAGGAAGAAGUUUGCGAGUAUGUGGUAGCGGCCUUUUCCGAUGUUUUGCCUUCACGUAAAGACAGGGGGAGUUGUUUUGGAACACCCACAGAGUCUCUACGUCUCGGCCUCGACAGGAUGCAAUGGGCUUCACCGAUGGAACUGCUGAGGAUGGCUACUACAGUUAACAUAAAUAAUAGGGCUUUGGAUUUGUUAUGCCACAAAGGAGAGGUAAAUUGUAUAAUUAAUACUGAAAGGUCAUCUGCUGUACUCAAUCAUUUUUCUCUUGACGCAGUUCACACAUAUUAUUUUGUGAUGGAGCGACCUUUUCGUGGGAUGCACGGAGUGAUUCGCACGCUCUUAUUGAAUUCGGAGUCACUUAAUAGCAACAAUAAUCAUGCCAGGGAAAAUGGGUCUCUGUUUUCGCGUCACAGAUGGUAUUUGGAUCGUUUGAAUGUAAUCAUUAGUUUAGCUCGACAGGCUGCUGAGGUAGUUAUGUCAUGA
This is a messenger RNA of Phytomonas sp. EM1, 4563 nucleotides long. NCBI's taxonomy places the organism in Eukaryota, Euglenozoa, Kinetoplastea, Trypanosomatida, Trypanosomatidae. The record is from the annotation of a GenBank genome assembly.